AAUUAACCCAUGAGCAAUGGUUUUGUUUGUUUAUUUUGUUGAUGGGCUCGGCGGUGAUCGGCGGAGCUAGUGCAAGUCGAUCACCGGUCCGCUGCUAUCUUUUGUAACUCACCUUAAUUAAUUACGUACGCAAUGUGGUGGAGGUGUGCGAUGCGCGUUGUUUCAGAGCGAGCUGAAACGAAAUUGUUUGUUUCUCAACUCAAUUCAGUUCUCCUCAUUCAUUCCCACUUUGCUUCUUUCUCAUCACAUCGCAUCGCAUCGCCCUCGCACUAAUUGUCGCAUUCUUCGGAACAUCCCCAACGUUCCCGCCAACGCUAUCCCGUCCUACCAGUCAUCCAUAAUCACAUCCUAGAUUGAAUUGCGUUGGUCAGAUUGAGCUGGAUCGACUUGAUUGAAGCGAAUUGAACCCCAUUGAAUGAUAUUGAAUUGGAUUCACUUUGACGCAUCAGACCAAUUGAUUCAAAUGGCCAGAGAAUGCAAAACAACCCCCCCUCCCCCCUCCCAACAGCCCCUCAAACUCUAUGGCGUCGCAUCGUUACUCGUCCAUGGGUACUCACUUUCUUCGUCGCCGUAGUCGUUGGCUUGGCGCUGCUCGUUGGAUUGGCGAUCGGGUUGAUUGUGGUUAAUGAGAAUGGGCAUGGAGAUGGGGCGAAGGCCUCAGAUCCGCGCAUCCCCCGCGCGAAUCUCGGAUAUGCAACCUACCGCGGGACCCUCGUCGGCGACAGGCGCGACGUCGCGCAGUAUCUAGGUAUGCGAUAUGCCCGUGCGCCCGUCGGUGAUCUGCGCUUUCGUAAACCACUUGAUCCGGAAGUGCGACAGGGGCGCGAGGUAAAAGCUGAUGCGUUCGGCCCGGCAUGUCUCGGGAUCUCGGCGCCGUACCCCAAUGACGCGCAGGACGAGGAUUGUCUGUACGCUAAUGUGUGGGCGCCUGCGAACGCGACGGUUGAGUCGAAAUUGCCUGUUUGGCUUUUCAUUCAGGGUGGUGGAUACACCGUAAACGCCAACGCAAACUGGAACGGAAUACAAGUGGUGCAACACUCGGGCAACUCCAUCAUCUUCGUUAGCUUCAACUACCGCGUCGGCCUCUGGGGCUUUCUAGCGAGCGAGCGCGUGCGCGCCGACGGCGACUUAAAUGUCGGAUUGCUUGACCAGCGGCUCAUGAUGCGCUGGGUGAGGCGGCAUAUCGCGCAGUUCGGCGGCGACCCCGACCACGUGGUGAUCCACGGAGCGUCGGCGGGCGCUGGAUCCGUGGCGCUGCAUUUGCUCGCGCAUGGUGGCAACGCGACGGAUCCCGAGUCCGGGGAGAAGUUAUUCGCAGGCGCUGUGGGCGAGUCUGUGUUCUUUCCUGCGCAGCCAUUUCUUGAUGAGCUGGAGUGGCAGUUCGAUCUCGUGCUGCAGCGGACGGGAUGUGAUGACAAGAAUAAGGAAGCAAUAGCUUGUCUCCGGGGUUUGAGCACUGAGGUGCUGCAGGCGGCUAAUUUCCCGGCGCCAUUCCCUGGGGGUCCAGAUAUGCCGAUUGAUCUUUUCUUUUGGACGCCUUGUAUCGACGGCGAGCUUUUGCGAGACCUACCGUAUACUCUCUUCGAAAAGGGCCAGUUCAUCAAUGUGCCGGUGAUGAUGGGGGGCACAACAGAUGAGGGCACGGUAUUUGCGGUAAACGCUGCAACGCAAGAUGAAAUGGUUAAAUUUCUGCAAAGUAACUACCCCCGAUUAUCAGAGUUCAACACCAGCGCGAUUUUGGAACGUUAUCCCCAGCUAGACAGUCUCCCAAAUCACAAUAUCUGGUUCCCCUCCACAGCUAGGGCGUAUGGCGAAACGACAUUCAUAUGUCCCGGUGCCCACAUCCUGAACUCUUACGUCCGUCACUUGAACAGUUCCAAAGCAUGGGGUUAUCGAUACGACGUCCACGACGACGAUCUGAUCGCCGCGGGCCUAGGUGUGCCACACGUAUUUUCAUCGUGGGCCAUUCUCGGACCGGAGAGUGAGUCUGGACCGAUGGGUGGUCCUCGGAGUUACUACACAUAUAACGCAGGGGUUGUGCCCAUCAUGAUGGACUACUGGAUAUCGUUCGUCAGAACGCUAGAUCCGUCACGUACGAGAUAUAUGGAUACCCCGGUGUGGCAGAGCUGGGGACAAGCGGACAGGAGGCUGCUUGUGCAGACUGGGAAUGUGUCUAUUGAGCUUAUGCCUGAUGACCAAGGAGAUCGGUGCGCAUUCUGGGGGACGCUGGCGCCGAUUAUGCGGCAAUGAUUCGAGUUAAGUGGAUAACAGGUGAGGACUGGAAUGGCCCACCCUAUGCUCGAAACACGUUGGUUAGCGGCUUAGUGUUAAGGAGCUUCUAGGCGAACCCAAAAGUGCUCGAUUAUGCAAGUCAUUUGUGCCAUGUAUAAUUUGACUGUAACCAAAAAUGCAACAUGUUCUCCAAUAUACACCUCCUUUAGGGCCUUAAGCUCAUUCCAAAGGAUUUCGGGGCAACUGUCAGUGGGUCUCUUCGCCGAGUUGUAUGGCUACCACAGCCAACAAUGCGACCCUCCCAUGCUACCUCUCCAUCUGCUUCUGCAUUUUCAACUUUGCCGCAGUAUUAUAGGAGACGAGAGGUUGUGACCGGACAAGAGUUGCAUUUUCGUCCUCCAUACAGUACCGACAGUUUCCCCUUGGCAUGUCUGAAGCUUCUAUGCAAGUAAUCAUGGAAUGAUGCGGAUGUGCUGCUACCAGUGUUAUAACGAAGUUAUAAAGAAGGUACAUAUAUAUAUCACCAUAUUACUAAGCUAGAAUACAAGUGUGACGGG
Molecule: messenger RNA, 2789 nt
Organism: Xylaria bambusicola
Lineage: Eukaryota; Fungi; Ascomycota; Sordariomycetes; Xylariales; Xylariaceae
Product: carboxylesterase
Exons: 5
Coding region: 475-2250 (591 amino acids)
Molecular function (GO): carboxylic ester hydrolase activity
Source: RefSeq, a predicted model, not a curated record